This is a messenger RNA of Mercurialis annua (annual mercury), 3188 nucleotides long. Its product is annotated as vacuolar protein sorting-associated protein 41 homolog. Gene Ontology annotation, cellular component: late endosome; HOPS complex. Gene Ontology annotation, biological process: vesicle-mediated transport; macroautophagy; protein targeting to vacuole. The record is from RefSeq and is a predicted model, not a curated record. The transcript is spliced from 19 exons. The coding region runs from base 110 to 2947 and encodes 945 amino acids. NCBI's taxonomy places the organism in Eukaryota, Viridiplantae, Streptophyta, Magnoliopsida, Malpighiales, Euphorbiaceae. Gene Ontology annotation, molecular function: protein binding.
UUUCACUCCUUAUAUCCCUUCCCAAUUAAACCAAACAGAUCUCUCUCUUAAUAAUUCCCUCCUUUUACUUUCCCUUCCUUCCACAACGAAUCACACAAUAAUUCUCCAAAUGUCUCCGAUUCCGCCGGAAAACGGCGUCGACGGCGACGACGAGCGGGAAGAAGAGGAAGACGACGACGUAGAGGAAGACGAGGAGGAAGAAGACGAUGAAGAAGAGGAGCCGAGGCUGAAGUAUCAAAGAAUGGGAGGGAGUAUACCGUCGUUACUGUCUAAUGAUGCGGCGUCGUGUAUUGCUGUUGCUGAACGGAUGAUCGCGCUUGGUACAUUAGACGGAACCGUUCAUAUCCUUGAUUUUCUCGGUAAUCAGGUUAAGGCAUUUGCUGCUCACACUGCAGCAGUGAAUGAUCUGAGCUUUGAUAUUGAAGGUGAAUACAUAGGAAGCUGUUCAGAUGAUGGAUCUGUUGUAAUACAUAGCCUUUUUAGUGAUGAAAAGAUGAAAUUCGAGUAUCAUCGUCCAAUGAAGGCCAUUGCUUUGGACCCUGAAUAUUCAAGAAAAACAUCGAGAAGAUUUGUAGCUGGCGGUUUAGCAGGUCAUUUGUACUUAAAUUCAAAAAAAUGGUUGGGCUACCGCGAUCAGGUUUUGCACUCCGAUGAAGGUCCCAUACAUGCUGUAAAAUGGAGAACAAGUCUUAUCGCUUGGGCUAACGAUGCAGGUGUGAAGGUUUAUGAUGCUACCAAUGAUCAGCGAGUAACAUUUAUUGAAAAACCACGGGGGAUUCCACGCCCUGAGCUUUUGCUUCCCCACUUAGUGUGGCAGGAUGAUUCUGUGUUGGUUAUUGGUUGGGGAACAUCUGUUAAAAUUGCAUCAAUAAGAGCAAACGAGCAUAAAGGAACAAAUGGGACAUAUAGGUCCCUUCCAGUGACUAGUAUGAACAAGGUGGAUAUUGUGGCAUCUUUUCAAACCAGCUAUUAUAUUUCAGGAAUUGCUCCUUUUGGUGAUUCUUUGGUUGUUCUAGCUUAUAUUCCUGGCGAAGAUGGGGAGAAGGAAUUUAGCAGCACCAUCCCAUCAAGACAGGGUAAUGCACAGAGACCAGAAGUACGCAUAGUUACGCGGAAUAAUGAUGAACUUGCAACAGAUGCGCUGCCUUUGCAUGGUUUUGAGCAUUACAAGGCAAAGGACUAUUCCCUUGCCCAUUCUCCUUUCUCAGGUAGCAGCUAUGCUGGUGGUCAGUGGGCUGCUGGUGAUGAACCAUUGUACUAUAUUGUCUCCCCAAAGGAUGUGGUUAUUGCUAAACCAAGGGAUGCUGAAGAUCAUAUUGCAUGGCUUCUACAACAUGGUUGCCAUGAAAAAGCUUUAGCAGCAGUUGAAGCAGGACAGGGUCGGAGUGAACUCCUUGAUGAGGUAGGAUCUAGAUAUCUUGAUCAUUUGAUUGUGGAAAGGAGGUAUGCUGACGCUGCAUCUUUGUGUCCUAAACUGUUACAAGGAUCUGCAUCAGCAUGGGAGAGGUGGGUUUUCCAUUUUGCUCAUCUCCGCCAGCUUCCUGUAUUGGUUCCAUACAUACCAACAGAAAACCCAAGACUGCGUGAUACUGCUUAUGAGGUAGCUCUCGUAGCUCUUGCAACAAAUCCGUCUUUCCAUAAAGAUCUUUUGUCAACUGUUAAAUCUUGGCCACCUGUGGUUUACUCUGCAUUACCUGUCAUAUCUGCUAUAGAACCUCAACUAAACACCUCUUCCAUGACUGAUGCACUCAAAGAGGCUUUAGCAGAGUUGUUUGUAAUUGAUGGGCAAUAUGAGAAAGCAUGCUCACUAUAUGCUGAUCUUUUGAAGCCAGAAAUAUUUGAUUUCAUUGAAAAAUACAGCUUACAUGACGCUAUUCGUGAAAAGGCUGUUCAGUUAAUGAUGCUUGAUAGCAAGCGUGCAGUUUCAUUACUGAUCCAGAACAGGGACUUAAUUCCUCCAGCUGAAGUUGUAUCUCAACUGCUGGCUACCAGAAAUAAGUGUGAUUCAAGAUACUUCUUGCAUUUGUAUCUACAUUCAUUAUUUGAAACAAAUCCGCACGCUGGAAAAGAUUUCCAUGACAUGCAGGUAGAGCUGUAUGCAGAUUAUGAUCUGAAAAUGCUACUUCCUUUUCUUCGUAGUAGCCAACAUUACACGCUUGAGAAGGCCUAUGACAUUUGCAUCAAGAAAGAUCUUCUGAGGGAGCAAGUCUUCAUACUUGGAAGAAUGGGAAACUCAAAAAAGGCACUUGCUGUCAUCAUAAAUAAAUUAGGAGACAUUGAAGAGGCUGUAGAAUUUGUCACAAUGCAGCAUGAUGAUGAUCUCUGGGAAGAAUUGAUCAGGCAGUGUCUUAACAAACCUGAAAUGGUUGGUGUGUUGUUGGAGCAUACUGUCGGCAAUCUUGAUCCCUUAUAUAUCGUAAAUAUGGUACCUAAUGGGUUGGAGAUUCCUCGGCUUAGGGAUCGUUUAGUCAAAAUUAUUACUGAUUAUCGAACUGAAACAUCGCUUAGACAUGGAUGCAAUGAUAUCCUUAAGGCUGAUUGUGUAAACCUAUUAGUCAAAUACUACAAGGAAGCAAGACGUGCGAUUUGCAUAAACAACGAAGGAGAUGAUGCACGUGCAAAUAGAGAUGGCAGUAGGGAUUCUCAGGCGAACGAGCGAAUGCCAAGCAUGAAAACCAUAGAGGUUAAGUCAAAAACUACGGGAGACUCGAGAUGUUGCAUGUGCUUUGAUCCCUUCUCUAUACAAAAUGUAUCAGUCAUUGUAUUCUUUUGCUGUCAUGCUUAUCAUAUGAACUGUCUAACGGAUGCGAUGCAUACACAUACUGUUAGCGGUGAAAGUGAUCAAGUGUCGGAAUACGAGUAUGACUAUGAUGACGACAAUGAAGAUGAUGAUACCGGUUCUGGUACACGUUUACGAUGCAUCUUGUGUACUACUGCCGCCAGUUGAGACUGAUUGUUCGUUGUUCUUUUAAUUUAUUUAUUUUCUCUCCCUGUUUUUAGUUGAGGGGUGGCAAAAGGGUUGGUGUUUCAUGCGGGUUUUUGCUUAAUUUUUACCAGUUCUUUUUUCUUGUGUUAAUAUGUUAUAUCUGUCCUACUGAUCGAUAACAUUUUUGGUCGAGCUGUAGUUGUUGUAUCAUAAAUUAUAUAAGUAUUAAAUGGUUAAUUGUGAGUAUUAGUUUUUCUGCCCA